UGCUAGAUGUGGCAGGAGUCGGUUCGUUAUAUUCGGUUCGACUCGGCCCUAAUCGGCUUUUGUCGGGUUACUCGUGCUUUUCACAUACACUCGCACAUUCGUUGCAUUCGCGACCGAUGCUCGAAUACUGUUCGUUGCAACUGUGAAUGUUUUCGUGUAAUUUAGCACGAAAAACAUCUGAAUAAUCGGACACGCGACUAACGCGUUUCGAGCCGUGUGGAUACCAGCGAAAAAGAGCAAAAGAGUAAGUGACAGGUCGUUGCACUUGCUCCAUCCAAUCAGUGUCGUCGCUUCGUUGAAUUUCCGUGCGUGAUUUGUGUUUACUGGCCGCGCCUGAAUACCGUUACUUGUGACACUAGCAGACCGUGCGAAAUUUUGCGAGUUCUGUCUCCCGUGUUUUUCAUCUCUUCGAUCGAUUUUCGCUUGUCGUGCUCUGUCAACAUCAAACGCUGUAAUUUCCUUCGAGAUUUUCAAAGUAUAUCGUGGCGAAGACGCGUCCAAAGUAUCAAACAUAUUUGUAAUAAGCCGACGAACGGUACAGAGUGAUCGUGACAAGAACGGUGCACGAGAGCACGUAGAGGGACCUGUUGUGUCGGGAUAGUCGACAGGAAGACACGUAGAAUUUAGUGCCUGUCGGGACUCGUUGAACGACGCUAACCAGAACGGUGAACGAGUUACGACGCGUCUGAGAAAGUUGAACAUCAAACUCUUACACACUCUACAAUCUACAGAGCUCCUAAAGUCAUACAAUUUAAACGUCGAAUUCUUCGCGGCGUAACAGCCGAGAAGCAAGUAAAAGGGAGGACAGGUUACAGAAAAAUUCCAGCGAUAAUGCGUACAGUGAGCGAAGCAAUGAAACAUCGCGCGAUCAGCUGACUAGCCGAACUGUUUGGCGGUCGUGAGAACUCGGCCGGUAACGAGAAUCGGCUGAAGACCGGCAAGAACCCUAAAAAUCGACAGCAACCUAGAUUGCCUACUUGUGCUGUUAUGACGUUUGGAACGCCGUUUCACACCGAGAAGUCGCAGUUCGUUGGCGAUAACCCUGUUCGGCCCAGCACCAUGGCGGCUGAGGAGGGUGCGCUGAGUGGCGGACUCGGGGCGAAAUUAAAAUGUCCAACCCCUAUAUCACGCUUAAGGGUGGAGAAGAUCGAGGGUGGUCUCAUGGUAGCUGGGGUUGUAAUAGCUGCGAACUGCCAGAUUGCUCUUCCGGCAUUCGGCUUUCUCUUCAUGCUCGUCGGCGCUGUGCUCACUGCUGCGUCGUAUCGCGGUCCCGGCCAGGAUGAAGACAAGGACUCGUACGCAGCUAGAAUCGCGUUCACUGGCAACUCGCGGAUCCUGGGACCGAUCUGCAUAGUCGUGGGCGCCCUUAUGCUCGCCCUCGGUGUGCUGCUUUGCAUGCUGACUAGAAGGGCGCGAAGAAGGGAGCGCAGGGUUGGCUUCCACUGUCCUCUCCACGGCGAUUUUUACCCUCUGAGUCCUGUUCAGGGCGUCAAGAUGCUUGGCUUAUCGGGCAACGAUGUUAGCGGUUGGUCGAAAAUCCCCUGUCUGAAGGGACGUUCCUCCAGCAAAGGUGGAAACGCAUCUUCCGGUGCACAUGGCGGUCCGCCACAAUGUCCACAUUCUGUGUUAAGCAGCACUCGUAGUUCAGUCAGCAGUUCGCCAUUGAGCCCAUGCCCAACACCUAUGCCAUUUUUGGUCACCUCGGGCUCGGUUAGUAGCGGGAUGGUGCAAAGUGUUGGUGCCAAUUUAUCUCCGGACCAAACAUUCGGAUCGAUUCGAUCGCUGUCGGUGACGAGGGAAGUCGCCAGUUUUCCUCUAUCAAGAACGCCUACGCCGCCUCCGCAACGCAGAACGGCCACGCUGACGAGCGCAGAGGACCUAGCGAAUGUAGGAAGCCCGCUGAGGGAAGCUUCGCCGCGGCCGGAAGUGCGAGUGGUCGCUCCAUCGCAUCGACCGCCUUCUGCCCUCGCCACGGUCAAUAACACGAACAACGCCAGUAACGGAUCUGCGAAUCGCAAAUCGGUCAGCAUACUGCUGCCCGAGCAGUCGAGUGGAUGACCCGAGCAGCAACACGGCUUUGUGCAUCGUUGCGACAAGGAGCCGCCAUCGAUUUAGGAAUCCAGCAAAAGAAAAGCGGCCGCUACGGCAACGAAGAGAAAGGCGGAAGCAACGAUGACGAGGCUCGAUUGCGCGACGAACACCCGGCAUCCGAGAUUUGUCGGACGAUCGUGGUGCUCGAGUUUCGAAAGCGGCAAGCAUCGGUCACGGCGUGGUGCCCGCUUCUAGCCAGAUCUGGCUGCCACGCCGUGACGAUGAUCGCGCGCAAUUACCACGGCCAUUCGUUCUUGGCAGUUAGAUCUCUGUCGCGAGCAAGGGGUUCGGCGAUAUCAGACUCCGCGGCUGUGUGAAUUAAAACGGAGUAGACGGCCGGACGAGCUAAGUUAAUUCGUGUUAUUGGCAAACGUUCGAUCAUCGGCAUCGCCCCGCCAGCCCAAAUUGCUGAAUAAUUCACGCUGCCGGCGUGAUAGCCGAGACAACGACGAUUUGUCCAACCAUAGUCGCUUUCAAACUGCUAGUAGUUCGUUCGUUUUAUGUCUCGUAAAUCGGCCCGUCUUCCUUCUUUUUCUUUUUUCUCCUUUUCGUUUCUUUCGGCUCGAGCCAGCACAGCGCUGCUAUUUCUGUCGCAUCGUGAAGACCACGCGGGCAAACAUGAUGAGUCGAUUCGAAGGGCGCUUGCAAGUGGCAAAGUUUAGAGAAUCUUGACCUCUUAGUGGAAUACGUUGCGCGUACUAAUGAAAACACUGCAGUGUGCAGUUUAAGCGUAAAUUGGUUCAUUGUUUCUUGGUGUGUGCCAGUUAUUCAAUCGAUGGAAUUGAGUUUGCUCUACAACUGAGAGGAGGAGCACAUAAAAUUUCGAUUAAAUUAGCGCAUAAAGUUUCUUGUCCUCUUUGAAAAGCUUGUUCCUUGCCACUCGCAGUGUCUUCUACAAGCGCUCUUCAAUUUUUCUUACUUUACUGCUACGUCACUUGAUCAUACGAAACAGUUGAAAAGCUUUUUUAAAUGCUCAGGAAGAUGAAAAAACGUUGUAUUUAAUUCUAAAAUCAAAUAUGAAACUGGUCGACAACGUAUUGAAUUAAAAUCUUUCUCUUCUAUAACAGACUUAUCAUGCUUCUCACCUGUGGCCUUUACGCGCAUACGUGCUACGAAGGAGAAGCGUAUCGAAUCGCGAGGAUUCUGAUCAAGAUCUGACCCACGAGAUGCGUCUACCUUCUUUGAAAAAGCGAGACGAUUAACAAUUUGCGGAAGCGCAACGCGUUAACUGCUACGUCGUUGCCAACAUCUCUGUAGUUGGAACGCUUUGUAGCGUCGUGUCUCUUGGCGAGACGUAAUUUGUUAAACCUCGCGUGAUUGGACACCGUAUAAAUUUAAGAAACACGAUCACGUCAUACGAGACACUAACGCGGACCUCUCUGCCUCUUGUUCCCUUGGAAAAGUGAUUUUUCUUCGAGUUACGUCGCUGGCUCUUCGAAGGUGGAAGGUAGACGAAUAGAUGGGACAAACAAGAAAUUCCGACUACUCGACAGCGCGACCCGCAAAAGUCAGAUUCCCUGUAUUUAGAGUAAUCUGCGUUCAUCGAUCGUCCAAGUUUAAUUCUUUCACGGUGUAAGAACACGACGAAGAGUCCCAAAUUUCAAACCUAGACAGCCUUUUCAUUGGAUAAUUAACGUUAAGCAAAGCGCGUGUUCGGCUUCUGGCCGAUGUUAACGCGUCCCGAGGAUUUUUCAUUUUUACAACGAAACUUUUUGAACGCUAGGUUUUGGCAAGAAACAACGACUGUACCUAAAGAUUUGUAAAUUUAUUUACGUAGCGUACCGUAUGGAUGCAAACGAUACGAGAAGCAAUUUUCACAUUUCUGUCUUCGAUAUCGUCAGAGUACACAGAGUUAAGAUACGAAACUGUAUGCCGAAAACUGCAUCUGCCAGCUUGUCGACGCUUACAUUGUGAAAGAGUUAAGCUAAUAUCGGUGGAAAGAAACUCGCGCGAUAUUUCGAAAGAUUCCUCUUUCGGAAGACUCUCGUUUCAAGCCAAGCGAGAAACCGAAUCGGCCAUUCUCUGCGCGAAAGUCUGCGGAAGCUUCGAAACGGCGGUCUUCAAGAACAGGAAUUGAGAUCGCGGCCGAAUGCAUAGGAUUUCGUCGAGAUCGAUCGCUGUCGCUGUCGUUAGCCGAGACGAAAUGCAAAAGAUCGACGCGUUGAUCCUUCGGUUGCGUCUUCGCCGAAGCAACGACGAGGACCUGUCGAUCUAUGUCUGUGGAAAAUGUGGCGCUCGUUGUCCAAUGUCUCUGUUUGUCAGUGACGAAUGUUGCUGCUUGUUGUCCACUUCGAAUCGCGGCAGCAAAGAUCAAAUGAAAACUAAGAAACGCGUAGCAACACAUUGAAAGCGAACAUUUCCUCAGCGUGAACAACGUGAUUGUACCAGUUGACGUGGAACACGCAGCAACAACAGGCAACGGAACGGGAGGUUCCUCGUUGUGUUGCUUCGGCGGAGACGCGGCUUUUGGCUUUGGACCUAAGCGCAUAAACCUUGCCUUUGUUCUGUUUGUAAUUUUUAACGAACGAUUCCACGAUCUUUGCGUAACGCUGUACGUAGAAUCGCUUCGGAUAUCCCUCGCUUUCCUCGUUGAAUUUCACGGCGAUGAUUCGGAUAAUCGGCUGAUCCGAUCAGUGCGAAACCUUUCAUUUGUAAUCGCUUGUAACGCUUCUAGAAGACGAUGGCGAAUAAGAAUUCAACCGUGUAGUUUAAGUUUCUAAAGCCAGUAUUAAUGGAUCGUUGGUAAAUUUCCGCAUCGCUACAAAGACGAAGAAUCGAGCGGUUUAAAUGUUCAAGCUCACUGACAAUCUACCGGACGAAUAUCUGAAUCAGUUUGUUUUCGUGUUCGAUUGCACGCCGAGACAAGAAUAUGGGAAACUGGGAUAUGUUUGCAGAAAGAUGGCAAAAUUGUCGAGAAGCCAGAUACAAUGUCGAAACGAAUUACUCUUCUGUUCGAGUCGAACGAUUUUAACACUAGAAUACCCAGAGUGGCGAAAAUGACCAAUUUACGAUCCUUUAGAAAUAAUUCUGUAAAUUGGCGAAGCAGUAGUUUCGGAAUUUCGAGUGAUUCUUUGUAAAGUAUAUGGACAAAGUGGCCUUUUGCCUCCAAUUAUGUACAAUUUUCUAUAUCUGUUACUUUCGCUCCUUUGGUACAGGUCUCAUAUUUGAUCGUGGGUUGUUCUAGUGUUAAAGAAUUCCAAGUACGAUGGACGCGAUACUGUCGAAUGUACUCAACGUUUCCCCAUCAGAACUUUAGAUACGACAAUCAAUGGACCCCUAGGAAUCAUUCGCAACGAAUUGAUCCGUACUUCGUUGCGGCCACUAGACUGGCCAUGUGCUUUCGAAAAAGAGCGGCGGGAAAGUUGCGCGAGAUUAGGGAAAAGAAGAGAUUUCGAGAAAUCGAAGGGAAUCCAUGCUUAUACAUUCGCAAAGAAACAUCGACUGCUAUUCGACUGUAUGUAAACUUAUAAAUGUCAUUCCACUGUUGCUGCAGCAAAUUCUGUCGAAGAUGAGAACUCGAUUUUACACGGUGCAUUCGUGAUUUACUUAGAAUAGUUGACCGUCUCACGACGAUAGAGGAAUAUUGUUCCCCGUUUGUUUCAGCAUCGGUACAAUAAACGUUCUUACGUGUGUAAGAAUAAUAACCGAGUCGUUGCGCCGAUAUGACUCGCGCGUCAUCGUCCAACAUGCGUCUACGAAAAAGGAUGACGCGAACGAAAUUAGAUUAAAAGGCAGUUUUCUCUGAUGAGAAAAGGAAGAACGAACAUCAGCAAAGGUAUAGACAAAGAUAGUGGAACGAUGGAGGAAGAACGUUUCAAACUCUUUUGUUUGUCACAUUUUAGAUAAAUUAACGAAUUUCACCAUCUUCGUAAGAUCUAGCGCUAUCUCUGCCCACGAUAAUACACACAUACACACACAUACACACAUACAUACAAAUAACGCUUAGGUGAAAUUAAUCGAGAAAAAGAGACUCCUAGGAUUCGUUGAAAAAUCCCUUCGAUGGUGCUUCGUGGAUUAGUGCUUUGAUGAAAAAUUAAAUCGAGGACACAUGGUUGGACGACUACUUCGAGUAGGAAAUUAUCGUGGGCUCUAAUUACACGUAUAGUCUUUAAGAUUCUAGACUUAAGAUAACGCAUACGAGUCGCUCACGAUUCGCCUGUCUGCUCGGUGGCCGCGAUCAGCUGCAAGCUGCUAAGAAAUUAGCUCGACCGAUCGCCUAAGUUUUAGCUUCGUUUGUAUCGCCAAACCAGCAGCACGUUCUCUCGAUUCGCCGAAACUUACGGUCGCAACCAUCGUUCGACUCGAUGCGGCUUUUGAUCGCAAUUGGAACCGCGACCGAGCAGGCACCAGCAGAUUUUAAAUAAGACUCUAGUCCUGUAAAUACGUAGCUAGACGAAACGUGAAACGAGAAAACGAUCGGCGGAACUGUUGGCCUGAGAACAGAAUCUUGAGACACGAAGUGUAAAAUGUUUGUGGUUUGCAUGGAGAUUAAGCCGUCACUUUGUAUCUUGAAUUUUGCAAAACAAGCUAUUCCAUUCUGACGACUGAUCGCAACCGUUUCGUCGAAUGACGAGGCUCGUAAGCGAGGAAGGCAAUUUCGAAGACCGAAAUUUCGCUCGAUCAACCGAACAAAAUAUAAAUAUAACAUGGAAGAAUCAUAAUUUGAGAAUGCUUGCAACUGCAGAGCAGCGCGUAGUAUUUAAAAUCCAAAAUCGACUUUUUGUAGUAAAAUCUGUAAUUUUAUAUUUUCCAAUAUAAUUUCAUUAUUUUUGUCGGGCCCCACUUUGUGCGAGCAUGUACAUCAUCUACUGAUUCUUCUAAUUCAACUACGUUCGUUACUACGUGCAAGAGAAUUAAGAUUUUCGACUACAACUGCGGGCGAUUUUCCAAAUUUUUCCAAACUUUUUGUCUAUGCUGUGUUUUAGUCCAUAUCUUCUCUAGUUUAUCGUAUGGAAAUUUUCAAUAGUAUACAAAAACAAUGUCUUUUCCUUUGUUUUCUUCCAUUCUGAGUAUCAAAGAUCCCGCUACGAGAUCUAAAUGCCCCGAACGAGAGUUUAUCUCUUGUACCAUAAAUGUUAUUCCAUAAAAACGCGUCUCCUGCGAGAAAUCUAAUUCUUAAAGACAGUCCAUGAACUAUAACGACUGCGUACGUUCAAAUACGAAAUGCGAUUGAACCCAGCAGAAGUAUCGCUCGGAUGUUGCGCAAACUCGAAGCAACACGAUGAUCGCGCAAAUGAGCGAUUUCCACGUCGCCCGCGGUUGGACGGUCGAACACGCUCGUAAACAGAUUCUUUUUCCAUCAAAAAUAUCUCCAUGCUGUCGUACAUAUAUCGUUGCUCAAGAACAGGAGAAGAGAAAAGAAAAGAAAGAAAAAAAAACAAUCUGAUACAUUCGAGUGAAUCAAAGAUCGAAGAGAAGAUCAAAGUUGCUUUACCAACUGCAUUUAAUCCCGCGCGAUCGUGCAGAAUCCGGCCGCUAGCCACAAACAUAUUACGGAAGAGGAAGAACACUGGUCUCUGAUAUAUCCGACAAUAUAUUUACACUAAUCGUAACGGUCUAGUACACGUUCUCGUAUGUAGCUCGCUGUAUGGCGAUUGUUCAUGCACCCGUAGGGAAGACUGGCGAGAGGAAGAGACGAUCGUGCGCAAAGUGGCGCAGAGCGGAGACGAUUCGGCGCGAAGGAGCCGCGUACCAAACGGAUGAUAUCGGUGAUCGACCUAAAAUUGGUCUGCGAGCGGAUAGGAAGCGACGAACGAGAGAAAGAAGGAAAGAGGUCGAGGUUCAUCGUGUUACAUUCAGCGAGGCAAGCGCGCUUGUUCGUGCGAAAUAGCGUGUGCCAAAAGAUGCGUCGAGUUCUUGUUUAGCGAUACGCGAAGCUCGCGAGACGUUCUCGGUCUCCGGUGCGCUUUCGAUCAUCCAACGACAGGAAUUGCGACCGAGAUGACGAUGAUCACUGAUUCGAAAGAACGGAAGAGAACACCUUGUUGCUAAUUAUUUAAGAAUUAUUCCUCGUCACACAUACACACACACAUACACACAUGUAUAGACGCGUGGCGUGUUGGAAGCGCGCGACACGGCCAUCCUCGUUAUCAUCGAAUCGAAGAAGCUUCGCUGAUGAAACGUAUGCUCAAUACGCGAGUCGAAUCGAUGCAUUCCUUUCUUCCGGGGUCGAGACGAAGCAUACGACGCGCGCUCGUGAAACGGAAGAUCACGACGCGCCUUCACGCGUCUACCUAACGUAACUUAGGCGAACGGAUUUCGUUCUUUGCGGAUUCGAAAGAACUAAACGACGAGACGAGACGUUCUCAUUGCCCCCACCCUUUUUUUGUUUCUGUUUCUAGAGAGAGAGAGAGAGAGAGAGCGAGAGAGCGAGCGCAAGAGAGAGAGAGAGAAAAGAAAAAGAAAUAUUGUGAUAGAAAAAAAAAGCGUAGCAACUUAAGGCGUUAUUAAUUAUGAUUUUAAGCGAUUAAUUAAACUACCAUUUAAGACGCGAAGAGAGUGAAGCAACACAGGAAACAUCGGCCAAAAACAUCGGCGAUCCACGUGAGGAUCGCGAUCGAUCAGCUGGACGCUCUUAGAUGUCUGUGGCAGCGAUCACCCAAUCUGAACUUGUUAAUGAUCCUAUAUCAGUCGCAUGCACGCGAUAUUCGCGCGACGCUAAUUAUUAACUGCGAUCUCUGUUCAAAUAUCGGUUUUAUAGCUGUCGAUGAAAGAGGCUGAUUAAACGAUACGAUGGAAUUACAUAUACAAUGUACGUAUUCAUAUAUACGGUAGAUGUACGAUUAUAAUUCACAUGUAACGCCGGUGGAAACUGUCCCCUUUAACCCCACCCUAAGCCCGGUUUUCCGCAUGCGUCAUUCCGAUUUUCUUCGUGCAAGCUGUUUCUUCUAUUCUUUUUCUUUCGAAAUUCAACGCGACCGCGAUGUUGCUUCAAUUCCGAUCGUCCGAUGUUUCAAGCGACUGGUGGACAAAGCGAUUUCAAAAGAUCUGUCCGUCGUUCGGCGCCAGCUUCCCAAGCUCUGUGAAACAGCGAGAUGAGAUCUCCUAACUUCGAGAUCCAGAGCGCUCGUAGAAAACACCAUAGGUGGCAGAAGAGCUGAAGAAUUUUAAUUUCUUAUUCGAACAUGUUCUACGUUCCAAUGAAGACACUGCAGUAUGACAAUUUCACGCUCCAAAUGGUCAUCGACAGUGCUGGAAUGGCAAUGCCGAUGGACGUCGGUUAAUUGUCUUUCAGCUCCUGUCUGUGGCAUUCGGCUUUCUUCGCACCUAAGAGGAUUCUUUGCAGAUACAUUUUCCUUUUUCAUAAAUUUGCAUUACGUCAAUGCAUAGGUUGUCUUUGAUUUCCACAAUACUCGUUCCAGCCUCGCUCAUGGUAUUUUUACAGGCGCUCUUCGAUCAAUUGAAAGUGAAAUCGCGUGACGUUUGUUACGGUGGGAGGUUCUCAAACAUUGCGAAGAACAUUUUACAAUUUCAACGCUGUUACGCCUUUUCAGAGUGGUCUUUUCGCUCCACUCGAUCAUCCUAUAGUUAACGUAUCUCCUAGCUUUAAGGAACAUAUUAGAAAAUUAUCGUUGACGCGUGUAAUUUCCCGUUUCAGUGCUACGUGAAAGGUUUUCGUAAAACGUAAAAAAGUUCGCUCAGAAACUUUUCACUUUUUUAUUCGUCAACGUACAUCUUCGAGGUCAUCGAUGAAUUUUAAUUAGGAUAAAAAGUAACUCGAGAUACGAGCGGUAGCCUAAUGAGACGAGUAAGGUUUCACGAGAAUUAUAAUUGCAGAAUAUAUUUAUAUGGACAGAUGAAUAAACUGUUCGUUAAUAGUGUGGCAAAAUGAAACUUCAACUUAUUAAAAAUGUUCAAAGUGUCCCAUUGUAAGUAAUUACAUUUUUCGACGAUAUUCUAUUCUGUACUUGUUAGGAAAUAUCCUGAAGUUCUAGGAAUCUCGAUCGUCGUUGUAAUUUCAAGAUAUUCGAGGUGAACGAGUUCGAGCAAAGAGAUCGUGGUAUUCGUAAAAGUAAUUUCUUAAUAGCCUUUUCUCGUAAUUUAUCGCGGGAGCAUUGACCAAUAAUCAGUUCAGAGAAAUUACGUCUCUAAUGACUUCAAUUAUGGCCAUUUGUCAGACACAUGCAAUCUUUCGCAUUCGCCACUUAAACAAGAAUAUCAAAGGAACGUUCGACCUGAGAAUGCCGGGAAAUUUAUUUGAUCUCGAAUUCGCUAGAGAUCAUUUCCAAUUACAAUCUUCGUUCUCCCGCGAUGUUAACGGACGAACGUUGUUAACAACGCUGUGAAAAUUUUACACGCGAAUCGGUGUCGAUAGAUAAUUGGCUGGAGUAACAUUUCGUUUAAACAAACUGUUACACUACAAAAACGAGCGAUUGUCUCAAAUGAUUGCAAAGAUAAUUUAUCUUAAUAGUUCCCUAAGAAGUAUACAGAUAUCAUACAAUUUUUUACACAUUCUAUUCCAAUAAGCGGGUAAGAAUAAAAAAGAUCAUUGAAUAUUUUAAAACACCUAGACUAAGAACAUCCAAGUACCAAAAAAAAAAAAAAAAAAAGCAAACACAGUCAAAAAAUGACCGCAUCCAAGGACCUAUCGUUGUAUCAGUCUGCCCAUUCGUGGCACACGAUACUAAGCAGAAAUUUCGAAAUGACGAACGACGCGUUGUCAUCGUCCCAAAAAAAAAGAAAAAGAAAUAGUCGAAGAUAAAUAUUAAACGGGUAACAAAACACAAUGAAAAUAACUAACGCUAAAUUAUUAAAUUAAAGAAGGUGCUGCCGAAAAAUGCUUGCGUAUCGAGUAUAUAUGUAUAGUUUGCGAAUCGAUCUUUUGAAAUCUAUUUGUAUGGAAAUCAGUAGUGGCGAUUUUCGUGGCCAGAGUCGAUCGAUCGUUGUCGAGGAACCGAGGACUUCCGUUUGGAUCGAAGAUACGACGAAACGAUCCCCCGUUCUCCACAAAUCCACCCCCGUUUCUAGUGUACGUAAAUAAUGUUACAACGGCCGUACGUAGACUUUCUCUCGACGAUCACGUAAUCAAUAACCGAUAUAGAGAGCGCCAUAACGAUUUUUUAUAUCGACAGCGGUUACUACUGUUUUCCACGGUUCUUUUUUAUACCAAGUAGAUGGAAGUAGCGGUGUAAUACGAUACGGCCUACUUUUCCACGAGCGUACAGUUGCUAACGUGAACUGAGCAUCGCGAAGAAGGGAUACCUUUCCGAUUGUGAAUUCGGUCGUAAACGGAGGCAUCUCCAACCGGAGGCACCUCUAUUUCCUCUUCCUUUUAUCGAUCGUCAACCCUCGACUACAGACCAUCCACCUGCCAUCCGAAUCUGAAUUUUCACUUUCGUUAUCGCGAUCCGCAGUGCAGACUUUUAGAAUCUCCUUUGAUGAUGGCUACGUUUCAUCCUAUAAAUAUUGACAAAUUUACAUGUAAAGCAAUGACACGUGUAUUAGAUUCGUUUUUAUAUUUCAAUUUGAUAAUUAAAUAGGUAACAUUGCCGAAUAAUCUACAUUUUGUGCUUGAGGCUUUUUUGAGAAAAACGCGGACGAGGUUUGUAGUCGAUGGUUGAUUGAUCGAUCCAGCGAACGUUUUGUAAAUCCAAGACGCAUGAUCUUACGUUAUAAUUGUCCCUAAAUGUAUGGAUCAGUUAUGAAAGUCCACCUAGCCUAGUUUGUACGUCUGUUGCAAUUAUUAUUAUUAUUAUUAUUAUUAUAUGAUUAUCGUUAACGUUAAUAAUCAGUGUCGUUCUACUGCUAUUAUUCUUAUCAUUACGUUUAAUUACUUCUAUUGCUACGAUUAUUGUUACUCGUCGUUAUUACCACUGUCAUCGCCACGAUCGAAUUAAAAGGAAAAAAAUAAAUAAAUAAAUAAAUAAAUAAAGGUAAAAAAUAGUAUGCCCUAUACUCGGUAUCUGUGUCGAAAAGACCUAUGCAUAUAUUAAUGGUUAUCGCUAUAUAUGACUAAAAGCUCCAGUACAGUAAGGAACAUAAACAGUACACUCCUCCCUCGCCCCCACACUGAUAAUAAAGAAGAUUGACGUCGUUCGAUGAAUCCAUAGUAAAACGAGUGAAAUAAACGUCCACGGCAAUUUGUUCGUUCGAAUAUCGUGAAAAACAUUUGAACAAAGAAAAAAAGAAGAGAAAAGGGAAAAGAGAAAGAAGAGAACAUCCGACGAAUUCUUUACACCCUGGCUCGACGACGAAUCGUCGUUUAUCGAGUCUUUCGUGUAAUACUAUGGACGACGUCGUUCUCACAGAAAUUUUGUACGUAUAUUAUAGCCUCCACUUUCGUUUCCAACGAGAAAUAAAGAAGAAAUAAAUGAAUAAAACGAGACACCGAUGCGAGUAUGUACUUGAGAAAAUUUGAGAAAAAGAGCGAGAGAGCGAGAGUGUGAGAAAACGAGCGAGCGAAGGAAACAGACACGAUAAUCGAUCCUUGCGAGACUCAUUAAAGCACAGAGAACGUGUAUACUGCACGUUCGGAUGUGCGAUGGCGAGGAAGAUCGAUGAAAAGCAUUGUAUUCAUCCCCAACACACAACUAUUUAUUUGUACAUUAUUUUACCGAAUAAACGUGCAUCUUUUGCAUCCUUAAA
Molecule: messenger RNA, 12675 nt
Organism: Bombus pascuorum
Lineage: Eukaryota; Metazoa; Arthropoda; Insecta; Hymenoptera; Apidae
Exons: 6
Coding region: 988-2058 (356 amino acids)
Source: RefSeq, a predicted model, not a curated record